Molecule: messenger RNA, 2050 nt
Organism: Girardinichthys multiradiatus
Lineage: Eukaryota; Metazoa; Chordata; Actinopteri; Cyprinodontiformes; Goodeidae
Product: MOB-like protein phocein
Exons: 9
Coding region: 152-931 (259 amino acids)
Cellular component (GO): mitochondrial matrix; cytoplasm
Molecular function (GO): protein folding chaperone; ATP binding; metal ion binding
Source: RefSeq, a predicted model, not a curated record
GGAUGUACUAGAACUUUCUGUGAGACGCGUCAAGUAGUGCGCAUGCGCUUUCUGGAGAUUUCCUCACGUGGAGGGUGUGCAAGGGAGUCAGAUCCACGCUCGCUGACUACGGUGUUGCUCCAGAAGACCCAGAUAGCUCUCACACUAAAUAAUGGCCUUCAGGAAGUUCCUCCCCCUGUUCGACCGGGUGCUGGUGGAGCGUCUCACAGCAGAGACCGUGACGAAGGGAGGCAUCAUGCUGCCAGAGAAGUCCCAGGGCAAAGUACUGCAGGCCACGGUGGUGGCAGUCGGCCAAGGCUCGGUUAACCAGGAUUUCUACAACUGGCCAGAUGAGUCAUUUGAGGAGAUGGACAGCACGCUAGCUGUUCAACAGUACAUCCAGCAGAACAUUAGGUCCGACUGCUCCAACAUUGACAAAAUCCUGGAACCUCCUGAGGGUCAGGAUGAAGGGGUCUGGAAGUAUGAGCACCUCAGGCAGUUCUGUCUGGAGCUUAAUGGACUUGCUGUAAAGCUGCAGAGCGAGUGUCACCCUGACACCUGCACUCAGAUGACAGCCACAGAGCAGUGGAUCUUCUUAUGUGCUGCCCACAAGACGCCCAAAGAGUGCCCUGCCAUUGAUUACACCAGGCACACGCUGGACGGAGCUGCCUGCCUUCUCAAUAGCAACAAAUAUUUUCCCAGCAGGGUGAGCAUCAAGGAGUCAUCAGUGGCCAAGCUGGGCUCUGUCUGCCGCCGCAUCUAUAGGAUAUUCUCUCACGCUUACUUCCAUCACCGUCAGAUAUUUGACAAGUAUGAGAACGAGACGUUCCUGUGUCACCGGUUCACACGCUUUGUGAUGAAGUACAACCUGAUGUCCAAGGACAACCUGAUAGUGCCCAUCCUGGAGGAGGAAGUCCAGAACACCUCAUCAGCUGGCGAGAGCGAGGCUUAACAGCUGUGGCCAUAAGGGAGACACAUGUACACUCACAAUAUCUAUACAGUACAGAGGAGAUGCUCUCAUUUUGCAUAAAUAUAUAUGAAUAUAUGUAUAGACACACUACAGUGUAUUGAGACUCCGUGUCUAGAGACACUGUCUACGUCCCUCCUCCCCACUCUUCUGUCUGUCUCAGAGGAAGUAAAGCUUCCCUGGAGCAGGACUGCCAGGCCUGCAGGAUCACAUCAAUGUUUUCAGUUUCCAUUCUGAGGCUCAGAUGUUCUGAAAACAGUUCUGCUCAUGCUCCUCAUGUUUCUGACCCACUUUGUCCACAGUAGCUGCCUCAUUCAAACCCUGUCAGUAUAUCAGGUCCUCUGGAAACCUUUGAGACGGUUUUAUGGGUUUUACAAAGUAUUGAAACCUGUUCUCAUUUAGUUUCGCCUCCGGCAGAACACAAGUGUUCCUAAAGUUUUGACUCCUGAUUUUAGCUGCUUGACGCGUGCCUGCUACAGACGGCUGGUUGCACAGAAACCAGUCCAUACACAGUCGGCACCACUGAUCCUUCGGUCGCUGUGGACAUUGUGGGUUGUUCUGCCUCAGUGACUUGCAUUAAUGCCUCCUUCCUCUGUAUAUACACCCCACCUUUCUGUUUGCUUGUGUUGCUGACCUGUCUGCUUUGGGUUGGGGUUGUCCUAUAAAAUGGAUCAGUACAUUUCCCUGCUGUUGAAAUUAAACGUAGGUGUGGUGCUUGUGUGGUAGUAACCCAACCUUCACCUUUAGCUCUGUCUGUGAACUAGCAGCGAGAUGUUCUUUAGAAGGGCUUCUUGUCGGAUUCUGAUCCUGCCGUCCCUUCACUUCAAUACUGUGCACCAUGUGGCUAGUGUUUGUGACCAGGGCAGCAGCGGGCCCGUUUUAACCGGGCUCAACAUGAGCACCGUGCUGAAGGAGGGAGUGUUGGCAACCUGAGGUGUCGGAGCACAACCCACUUCCUGCGUUCUUUAACCCUCUUCCUCAUUAAGUUAUUGUGUGGGAGGAGUCUCUUCGGUCCAACCCACUGUUUGUUUUUUAAAUGGACUAAAACUUUUGUUACUGUUGACAUUUUCAUGAUGUCUGAAUAAAAAAAAGACCUAUUAUUCA